CCUAACUCGUCGCGUGCUCGGAGCUCGGAAACCUCGAGAACAGGCACUCACAAAGAAAGUUGAAAGUUCGAAGUCUCUGAGGAGGCGGAAGCGGCAUUCGCAGGCCUUUUUACUCCUUCUUUUUCUACCUCGUGCUGUCCGAAUUAAAUUCCAUCAAGAUGCCAGAAGACGCAACCAUGGAACAAGCGGAAACUUUCGUAUUCCAGGCGGAAAUCGCCCAGUUGAUGUCAUUGAUCGUCAACACCUUCUAUUCUAAUAAAGAAAUUUUCUUAAGAGAACUGAUCUCCAACUCAUCAGAUGCCCUGGAUAAAAUUCGUUAUGAAUCGCUCACUGACCCAUCUCGUCUGGAAUCUGGCAAAGAAUUGUUCAUUAAAAUUAUUCCCAACAAAAAUGACAACACUCUCACACUUAUUGAUUCUGGAAUUGGUAUGACCAAAGCCGAUCUUGUCAACAACCUGGGAACCAUCGCCAAGUCAGGAACAAAAGCAUUUAUGGAAGCUCUGGCUGCCGGAGCUGACAUUUCCAUGAUUGGUCAAUUUGGUGUUGGAUUCUAUUCAGCCUUCCUUGUUGCUGACACAGUCACAGUAGUUUCGAAACACAACGAUGAUGAGCAGUACAUCUGGGAGUCCUCAGCUGGAGGCUCAUUCACUAUUCGUCCAGACCAUAGCGAACCUCUCGGCCGAGGCACAAAGAUCAUCAUGCACAUGAAAGAGGACAUGACUGAGUUCUUGGAAGAGCGCAAGAUCAAAGAAAUUGUUAAGAAGCACUCACAGUUCAUUGGUUACCCCAUCAAGCUGUUAGUCGAGAAAGAAAGAGACAAGGAACUCAGUGAAGAUGAGGAAGAAGAAGAGGAGAAAAAAGAGGACAAAGAAGAAGACAAGGAUACACCUAAGAUCGAGGAUGCUGAAGAUGAUGAAGGAAAGGAAAAAAAGAAGAAGAAGAAAACCAUCAAAGAAAAGUACACAGAAGACGAAGAACUCAACAAAACAAAACCCAUAUGGACUCGAAACCCAGAUGAUAUUACAACAGAAGAGUACGGUGAAUUCUACAAGUCUCUUACAAAUGACUGGGAAGACCAUUUAGCCGUCAAACAUUUCUCUGUUGAAGGCCAGCUCGAAUUCAAAGCUCUUUUGUUCGUCCCAAAGCGUGCUCCAUUUGACUUGUUUGAAAACAAGAAAAAGAAGAAUAACAUCAAGUUGUACGUCAGACGAGUAUUCAUCAUGGACAAUUGCGAAGAUCUCAUACCUGAGUAUCUGAACUUUAUCAAGGGGGUUGUUGAUAGUGAAGAUUUGCCUUUGAACAUCUCUCGAGAAAUGUUACAGCAGAACAAAAUUUUGAAAGUGAUUCGCAAAAACUUGGUCAAGAAAUGUCUUGAAUUAUUUGAAGAGUUAGCAGAAGACAAAGAAAACUACCAAAAAUUCUACGAGCAAUUUAGCAAGAACCUGAAAUUGGGCAUGCACGAAGAUACGCAAAAUAGGAAGAAAUUGUCAGAUUUGCUUCGUUACCAGACAUCUGCCAGUGGAGACGAGUCAUCCUCUCUGAAAGACUAUGUUGCUCGAAUGAAGGAAAACCAAAAACAUAUCUACUACAUCACCGGUGAAAGCAAAGAUCAGGUUGCAAAUUCUUCAUUUGUUGAACGAGUCAAGAAACGUGGGUUUGAAGUUGUUUACAUGACAGAGCCAAUCGAUGAGUAUGUUGUACAGCAACUGAAAGACUACGAUGGUAAGAAUUUGGUAUCCGUCACCAAAGAAGGUUUGGAACUCCCAGAAGAUGAAGAAGAGAAGAAAAAGUUCGAAGAAGACAAAGUGAAGUUCGAAACACUGUGCAAGGUCAUGAAAGAUAUUCUAGACAAGAAAGUAGAAAAAGUUGUGGUCAGUAAUCGUUUAGUUGAGUCUCCAUGUUGCAUUGUCACAUCACAAUAUGGUUGGACAGCCAACAUGGAGCGAAUCAUGAAGGCUCAAGCUCUUCGAGAUUCCUCAACUAUGGGCUACAUGGCCGCUAAGAAACAUCUUGAAAUCAAUCCAGACCAUGCUGUCAUUGAUGCGCUCCGCGUGAAAGCAGAAGCUGAGAAGAACGACAAGUCGGUGAAGGAUCUUGUCAUGCUGUUGUUUGAAACAGCCUUACUGUCCUCAGGUUUUGCGUUGGAAGACCCUCAAGUGCAUGCUGCCCGAAUUCACAGAAUGAUCAAACUAGGUCUGGGUAUUGAUGAAGACGAGACAGUUCAUGUUGAAGAAGAAAAGCCUGAUGCAGCUAUGCCUGCUGCCGAUGGCGAUGCAGAAGAUGCAUCCAGGAUGGAGGAAGUUGAUUAAACCAUCCAUUAGAAAAUCCAUUGUCCAAUUCAACCUAGCCGUACAUAAGUGUUCCUUGUAACAUCUAAAGUUGAAACUUUUGGUGGUUAACCCAUUUUUGGAACCAUCUCCCUUGGAUUGAAAGAUCCACAGAAUUUGAAAUUAUUCUAACUUUGAAAAGACUGUUGUCUCUUCUAGUCUGUAAUUUUCCAAUAAACCUUACUUUUUGUAAUACGCUCUCUUUUCCAAGAUUCUGCUGUUCUUAGGCUUAGGAAUUUGUUUACAUCUUUACUGUAACUUUACAAGUUAAGACUUUAUCUGGCUCUUCUUUCAAUAAAACCUGAUUUUUCGUCUAUUUCA
Bemisia tabaci is the source of this 2648-nucleotide messenger RNA. RefSeq names its product heat shock protein 83. NCBI's taxonomy places the organism in Eukaryota, Metazoa, Arthropoda, Insecta, Hemiptera, Aleyrodidae. Gene Ontology annotation, biological process: protein folding. Gene Ontology annotation, molecular function: ATP binding; ATP-dependent protein folding chaperone; ATP hydrolysis activity. The record is from RefSeq and is a predicted model, not a curated record.